Condylostylus longicornis is the source of this 2505-nucleotide messenger RNA. RefSeq names its product protein asunder (gene asun). Gene Ontology annotation, biological process: regulation of mitotic cell cycle; centrosome localization. Bases 254 to 2212 code for a protein of 652 amino acids. The record is from RefSeq and is a predicted model, not a curated record. The transcript has 9 exons. NCBI's taxonomy places the organism in Eukaryota, Metazoa, Arthropoda, Insecta, Diptera, Dolichopodidae. Gene Ontology annotation, cellular component: integrator complex.
UCGUCAAUAGCAGAUUGUGUACAAUUUGGGUUACCCCUUGGUUGUUUAACGUUAACGAACACCUGUUAAAAAUAACGCGUGAAGUGAUAUGUCAAAAAUAAAAAAGUUUUAUUAUUACAAAUCGACUCACAUUUGCUUUUUUUUUUAAAUUAUGUUUAAUUAUGCUAUGUAAACAAAUAAAAAGAAAACUAUAUAUUAUUGAAUAAAGACUUAAUUUGGUGCUGAUCUGUAUUGUCAGAGCAAAAAUUGAAAAAUGAGUGUCCUUAAUCAGAAAACAGUUUUCGUUCUUGAUCACACACAAUAUUUUGGGAUUUCUUCUGAAAAGCCAAUAGACCUUGAUUUUUUCAAAAAUAAAGGUUCAUUAUGUCCCUUGAGCAAGAGUUUAUGGACAUUUUCAGUAGAGUCAUCUUUGGAAUAUUGUCGUAUUGUAUGGGACUUAUUCCCAGCUGGAAAACUGGUAAGAUUAAUAGUAAGUGAUUCGGCUGCACAUGUUGUAAAUACCUGGAAUAGUUCUACUCAAAAUAUAAGCUACGUCACCAAUGCAAUGUCCAUGGUAGGGGUCCCCCAAAGUUCCGCUCAUUCAAGUGAUCAUUCGGUUAUUCACGGACUAAGAGCCGCUAUAGACGCAUUAGCAGAACCAUCUGAAUCCCAAAAAGAGUUUGAUCAAAAAUUGCAAAAUAAAGGUCGCGUAAUAUGUAUAACUUCGGCAAGAGAUGAUAAAAGCAUGGUAAGCUUGGAGGAUAUAUUUCACACUGUAUUGGCUCAACAUAAUCUCUUAGCAACUAAACAGAAUGAUUGCCUCCCAAUUAAUCUAUGUCAUUUAGUCAUUAUUAAUAUAACGCCCAUGCAUAUGGGACUAUUGGUUUCAACAAGAGGUCCGCAAGAAAUUUCUCCCCAUUUAACUAGUGAAAUACACUCAGUUUAUGCAUCUGAGGUGUCAAGUAAACUGACACAUUUAAUACUUUCACAUUUUGAUCUCGCAAGUACAACAGUAACUGGAAUCCCAAUGAAGGAAGAGCAAAAUGCAAAUUCUAGCGCCAACUAUGAUGUUGAGAUAUUUCAUUCAAAAAAUUCUCAUACAGUUAUUUUUGGUUCUGAAUUUUUACCAACAAGUGUUAAAGAAGGUUCCGAAUAUGAAACAGUAACCUUAAAAUGGAGCACCCCUAGAGGAUGUGGAACAAAUGAUUUUCAACUCUGUCUAGCUCAAGAUAGAGUAACUCCUGUAGAUGUCACAUCGAGGCCAAGCUCUUGCCUUAUAAAUUUUUUACUUAACGGACGAUCGGUUCUACUUGAAAUGCCAAGAAAAUCCGGCGGAAAGCAAACCAGCCACUUACUUUCCGCCAGAGGUGGGGAAAUAUUCAUCCAUUCCCUUCCACUUACACGGUCCUGUUUUGAAGACUUCCCAUCGAUAUCUGAAGGAAGCGGAGGAAAAGUUAUAGACUAUCGAAUAGCUGAUCUUAGUAAUUUAAUCAAAAGCAACACUCUAUUGCCUCUUAAGUCUUCCACGGAACGUCGAUAUGAUGAAAAUUUACAAAAAGCUCGUAUAAAACUGUGCAAAAGAUCGACAUACUUUCCUCUUACUCUAGGACUAACAAUAGUCUACAACAUGCAAUCUUACCUAGAAUCAUUGUUAACCGCUAUUGGGAAAGAAGAGCUAAAUGAUAGUGACAUUAACCAGUGCCAACAAAUAAUCUUUUCAAUAUUAGGUUUGACGAAUAGGCAAGAGCCUUUGCCCAUAAGUUUAUGUCAAAGAUUUCGAAGUUCAAAGAAAGAAGAACAAUUUAAAUUAUUAUGGAAUGAGCUUGAACUCUUAAUACAAAGCAGUGGUAAUUCAACUGGACAUAAAGCUGUUUUACUCUCAUUGCGAGAAUGCAAAAUGAAAUGCUCCGAAUUUUCAAAUAAUAAACCUGAAGUAAAUCAAUCUAUUAAUGAAAUAGAAAAUCUAAGAGAAAACAUUAACAACAAUAUAGUGAUUAAAGCAACUACGGACUCACCUUUAUCUCCAAUUUUAUUCGCAGAAAGCGCAUCAAAAUCAAAGCGAUUUCUUCCUUAUUGUGGAAAUAGAUCUCUUUUGGGAAUAAUUUCUAGUUCUCAAAAAAAAGUAUUGCAAAAAAGAAUAGAAUUUUCAGGUAGAAUUUGUACGCCAACAGGUCAAACUGCAAAACUAUAUCCAAAUGUUGGAAAAAAUGAGAGGCACCCAAAUAAAUUGUGAACAUUGAUUUUAUUUCAUUCGAUAACAAUUGAGUACUCAAAAUAAUUGUUCUAAUCUCAUAGGCUUAUAAAGUUAAUUAUGCAUAAAAAUUAAGUUUAUAAACUCUGAACUCAUUUUUCAAGGUCGAACAGUUUAAUCUUUACUUUGGUACUCAUUAUUUUGCAUUUCUUAAAAAAUUAUAGAAGAGAUAAUGUGGAUUAUGGAGGAAACUGGAAGCGAUACUGAUGCAAUAAUGCGAAAAAAUUAUAAAUAUAUUUUAAAAGCAAAUAAAUAGAUUUUUUAAAAAUUGUUAA